Molecule: messenger RNA, 1317 nt
Organism: Williopsis jadinii
Lineage: Eukaryota; Fungi; Ascomycota; Saccharomycetes; Phaffomycetales; Wickerhamomycetaceae
Gene: OMS1
Product: putative RNA methyltransferase
Exons: 2
Coding region: 1-1317 (438 amino acids)
Source: RefSeq, a predicted model, not a curated record
AUGCUGAGUCCCUUCUUGAGGCUGAGACCCAGCGUACGCUCCACUGUUGGACUGACAGUGCCGUUGGUACGCUACAGCUCAAGGUCUUCGUUUUACCAGGCUCCUGGAGCACACGUCAAGAAGUCCAAGACCAAAGAGGAGCUUCAAUUGGAGCAACUGGAGAGGGAUAUGAGGUCGUCGAAGUGGUAUGUGCGCUGGUGGGCGACGUUCCGCACCAAGGAGUUCCAGAAGAAGAUGACGUGGUACUACGUGGGCUCGUACGCUGUGUUUCUCUACCUGGGAUGGAAGUACAUGGGCGGACUGUACAAGAAAGACCAGGAGCUGGACGAGAUCACGGGCAAGAUGAAUACACAGGGGAAAGUUAACGAGUACGAGAUGCUUAGAUGGAAGCAGCUCACCGGGAAGGCCCGCUACAGGGACGAGAAGAAGCUCGCGGAGUACGAGAAGCUGAAGGCCAAGGGAGUCACGGACUUUGAUGGGAUGGAGAUCACCGUUGAAGGGUUGAACCACUGUCACGAGAAGAUCCUGCCUGCCAGGGACACCACUGGCUUCUACGACUCCAAGGCCGAGGAGUACGAUAAGGAUAUCGACUGGGAAGAGAAGAUGGUCUUUAUGGGCAAGAGACGGAAAUGGCUGAUGAAACACUGUCGUGGAGACGUUCUUGAGGUGUCAUGUGGUACUGGCCGUAAUAUCAAGUUCAUGGCGAUGGACCACAUCAAAUCAAUCACCUUUCUGGACUCAAGUGAGAAGAUGAUGGAGAUUGCCAACAAGAAGUUCAGGGAGAAGUUCCCUCUGUACAAGAACGCUGCGUUUGUCGUUGGUAGGGCCGAAGACCUUGUUGAUUUGGCACGAGGGAAGAGUGCUGAUAUUCAGCACUCGACGAUCAAGUACGACACCGUGAUCGAGGCCUUUGGCCUGUGUUCCCACGAGGACCCAGUGAGAGCACUGAAGAACUUUGCUGAGCUGCUGAAGCCUGGUGGCCGUAUUGUGCUCCUGGAGCACGGCCGUGGUGAGUACGACUUCAUCAACAACGUGCUGGAUAACAGAGCUGAGAAGAGACUGGAAACAUGGGGCUGUAGAUGGAACCUGGACAUCGGAGAGCUGCUAGACGAUAGUGGAUUGGAGAUCACCGAGGAGAAGAGAACACACCUGGGAACCACAUGGUGCAUCGUUGCAAAGAAGAAGGACGACAAGAAGCGUGACGAGGAGAUGACCUUUGUGGAGAAGUAUCUCUCUCCAGGUAUCCAGGAGAGACUACAAAAGAUGAAGGAAGAAGAGGAGAUCAUCGAGGCUAUGAAGAAGAAGAAGAACGAUUAA